Molecule: messenger RNA, 4235 nt
Organism: Stomoxys calcitrans (stable fly)
Lineage: Eukaryota; Metazoa; Arthropoda; Insecta; Diptera; Muscidae
Product: homeotic protein ultrabithorax
Exons: 4
Coding region: 2394-3527 (377 amino acids)
Biological process (GO): anterior/posterior pattern specification; negative regulation of transcription by RNA polymerase II
Cellular component (GO): nucleus
Molecular function (GO): DNA-binding transcription factor activity, RNA polymerase II-specific; RNA polymerase II cis-regulatory region sequence-specific DNA binding
Source: RefSeq, a predicted model, not a curated record
AUCAUUUUUAUUUGUCGUUAAAUGCAAAAAUUGCCUUAGCAAAAUAACUAAAAUAGAAAAUUCCAAGUCAUUCCGUCCAUAAGAAAAAUAAAAAAAAAAGAAAAUUACCGUCGCUAUAUGAAAAGUGCAUAUAGGUACCUAGUGGAAAAUGUGAAAAUGUUUUUGACCAAAAAAUAAAACAAAAAUCAAAUUGUAAAUUUUCUAUUUGAGUUAUUAUCUAAUUAAGUGUGGUCUUCAAAUUUCGGCCCUUGUGAGUGUGUGGGGUUUUAAACUCAAAUUCGUUUGCUACUCACUUUGAAGUUUGUUUUACUUUUAAAUAACAAAAAAAAAAAAAGAAUGACAAAAAAUCAGCAAAAUUUCCUAUAAGCUGCUCUAUGCUCUUUAGUUGGCAAUUCUUGCUCUUUUUUCCACAUCUUCUUUCAUAUAUAUAUGGCCAAGCUAAACCAACAUGGGUUUUUGGCUCAAGGGGGAGCUCUGAUGAAUUUGCUGGCCUCUGAGUGAGGGGUGGUAAAGCUAAAACUGCUGGUGCUGCUACUGCCUACUGCUGAUAUACGAACUACUGUUAAACUCCUCUGGUGGUGCGCUCUAAAGCAAUCAUGGUCAUUAUCAUCACCAUCAUCAUUAACAUCAUCAUCAUCGGCAUUGGCUUGGCAUCGUGGUAGCCGUCGUCGUCGUUGUAUUCAUCGUCAUUGCCAACCUCAGGACAGAGCAUUGAGAGAACACAACAACAGCAGCAACACAACACACAAACCCAUGUGCAAGAGACCCACAGACAGAACAACCGCGCGCCGCACACACAGAGCCGGAGCAGCAGCGCACACAAACCAUCCAUCCAUCCGUCGUACACCAUCCAUCUACAACACAACCAACAACACAUUCUUCAGUCAUAACACAACCAACAGCGAAACGUUGGAUUAUUCGUUCGAUGGCAACGGUUUGGUUAACAGGCGCGCGCUUUCUUUUAUUACAAAAUUUUAUCGCCAAUUAUUUUAUUGUUAUUUGAACAAUUCUGGGGCGCUAUCUAGCACUACAACAACUCGCUCGCUCGCUCGCCGCUCUCUCUCUCAAACACACACACUCAUUCACUCUCCGUGCUAGCUAACUAACUAACUAACCAUUGUCAUCAUCAGCUUACGAGCUACUAAAUAAAAACAAACAACAAACAAAUGAAGAAAAGUGUUAAGAAUUUUAAAAACCUAACGUAGAAUCAAAUCUCGUCAAUGGAAAAGCCGUCGUUUUAAACGAAAGUAUUAAACAAAAAAAACCCUUUUUUGCCAUAGAAAUAAAAACAAACAACUAGUGGUUCACUUGCUCGUGGGUUCUUCUCACAGUGUUAAACAGUUUUUCCGGCCCUGCAUAACGUCUUUUUUUUUGGCAGUGUGUAACGUAACAAAGAUACGUCGUCGGUGGUAGAGUCGCUGCUAACGUCGUCGCUGUUUGUGGUUGGGGGUACGUUUUGUUUCUUCAUUGCCCUCUUGUGGUGGGGCGCUAUUCGUAUCAUCAACAGCCACCAAAUGCAACGACGACGCACUUGAAAGAAAAUCUUUAUGAUUAUUUCGGACAUUUCAGUCAGUUUGUCUACGACGGUCGUAAUGAGAAUACAUCACUUAAUCAGCCAUCAUCAGCAACACAGCAACAAUAACACACAAAAGGCAACAACUCGUUCUGUGGCUAUCACUACUACUCCCAACAAUAACAGCAGCAGCAACAACAAAGCGUAACAAAAAAAAAAAAAAACAAUAAAAACAAAUAAUAAUCGUAAAAAUAAAAGUAAUUAUUAUUAUCAUUAUUGUAUGGGCACAACAACAACAAAAACAAGUGAAGUGAAGAAUAAUAACAAACAAUAACAACAACAGCAACUAAACUACUAUUGUUAUUAUUAUUGUUGUUUUUAUGUUUAUGUAUUUAUCACCCAUACCCAGUGACAUAGAAUUAAUAAUUUGUCAAAAAAAAACGAAAAGAAUUUUGUCAAAAAGUGAGAAAAGAAAAAUAAAAGCAAAGUAACUAAAUAAAUAGAAAGUGCAAAUUUAAAACUGGCAACAAAGUAUACGAUUUUUCAAAAAACAAAAAUAUUUUCUUUAAAUACAAGACAUUUUGAAAAGUAAAAUAAAAAAAAACACAAAAACCAAAAUUUGUAAUUUUCUCAAAAUAAAGUGCAAUAUUUAAAAAAGUGACAUGUUAAAAAAAUUAUAAGAGUUAAGAAAAAAGUCUUUGAAAAUAAAAUAAAAAUUUUCCUAAAAAUAAAGACAAAUAAUUUUUCAAACGUUUUAUCAUCAACCACUUGAGAAAAACACUCACCACACACAACUCCCCCUUGCGAAACAAAAACCCCUCAAGCUACUUAUUGUGUUUAAGUCUUUCAAAAAACCGCCAAAAUUCUUACCGCCAACAGUAUGAAUUCAUAUUUUGAGCAAGCUUCGGGCUUUUAUGGCCAUCCACAUCAGGCCACCGGUAUGUCUAUGGGUACCGCUGGCCAUCACGAUCAAUCUGCCACCGCUGCUGCAGCGGCCUACAGAGGCUUCCCCCUCUCGCUGGGCAUGACACCCUACACAAAUCAUCAUCUGCAGCGUACCACCCAAGAUUCACCCUACGAUGCCAGCAUUACAGCCGCCUGCAAUAAAAUCUAUGGUGAUGGCAAUGCCUACAAACAGGAUUGUUUGAACAUCAAAUCGGAUACGAUAAAUGGCUAUAAAGACAUCUGGAAUACCACAGCGAAUGGGGGCGGGGCUGGUGGCGGCGGCGGUACCGGUGGUGGUGGUGGCGGCUCAGCAGGUUCUGCAAAUGCUGCUGCAAAUAAUACCGCCAAUGGAGGCGGACAAAAUACCGCUGGCGGUGGCGGCAUGCCAGUGAGGCCCUCGGCCUGUACGCCCGAUUCACGAGUUGGUGGCUAUUUGGACACAUCCGGCGGUAGUCCGGUCAGCCAUCGAGGCGGUAGUGCUGGCGUGGUGGGCGGCGGUGGUGCCGGUGUGGGCCAGAGUGGUCAAAGUGGUAAUGUGGGUGGUGCUGGCGGUGUGGGCGGUGGAGCAACGGCCUGGAAUGCGAAUUGUACAAUUUCAGGAGCAGCUGCCGCACAAACAGCAAGUAGUUUACACCAGGCCAGCAAUCACACAUUCUAUCCCUGGAUGGCUAUCGCAGGUAAGAUAAGAUCUGACUUAACACAAUACGGCGGCAUAUCACCAGACAUGGGUAAGAGAUACUCAGAAUCUCUUGCGGGCUCUUUGCUACCAGAUUGGCUAGGUACAAAUGGUCUACGAAGACGUGGUCGCCAAACAUACACCCGCUAUCAAACACUUGAAUUAGAGAAAGAAUUCCACACCAAUCACUAUCUAACCCGCCGACGAAGAAUUGAAAUGGCCCAUGCCCUCUGCCUGACAGAACGACAAAUCAAAAUCUGGUUCCAGAAUCGUCGAAUGAAAUUGAAAAAAGAAAUUCAAGCCAUCAAGGAGCUCAACGAACAGGAGAAACAGGCUCAAGCACAAAAAGCGGCAGCAGCAGCGGCGGUGGCAGCGCAACAUUUAGGCGAAUAAAAUUAGGACAAAUUUAUAAAUUAUUAUUAUAAUUAUAGUACUCAUGAUAAUGAUAAUAAUAAUAGAGAGGAUAAUAAAUGUAAUAGUAAUGGUUGCAUUAAACUCAAUGCCAGUGAUGCCACCAAUACCAGCAACACCAUAGCAACAAUAACACAACAACAGCAACAGCAGCAUACUGAGACAGCAGAAGAGAACAAGGAGUCAUCGUCAGCCGCGUCUUCGCGUAUUAUCAACAAAACUCCAUCACCUUUAUUGAACAGAAUGCCAAAGGCUAUGGCAAUGGCCGCUACAUCAAUAAGUCAUAAUUUUUUGGAAAAUCAUGAUAAUGUCUAUAGCAAUAUUAACUCAGCCCUGCAAUACAAUACAUACUAUCAGCAACAAACAACACUUCAUUCUAAUCAGCUGCAGCAGACAUCAAACAAUAAUCACCAUUUUCAUACUCUACCCUAUGGCAGUCAGCAUUUUCUUAAUUACCAUCAUCUGAAUCAUCCUCAUCAGCCGGACUGGAGAGAUGCUACCAAUUCCUCGAGUCCUUCGACCACCUCGACUCCUUCGACUUCAACCACAGCUACAACAAACAUCAUACCUAUGCAGAGCUAUCCUUAUAGCAAUGCCGCCUCCGCUGCUUCCAUUAAAACCGAAAACGAUAUUGACGAUCAUGAUUUUCUAAAUAAAACCACUCUAAACAAUUGAGCGAAUUCCGUCAUA